Messenger RNA from Eucalyptus grandis, 480 nucleotides. Its product is annotated as very-long-chain 3-oxoacyl-CoA reductase 1-like. The record is from RefSeq and is a predicted model, not a curated record. Bases 1 to 480 code for a protein of 159 amino acids. Lineage: Eukaryota; Viridiplantae; Streptophyta; Magnoliopsida; Myrtales; Myrtaceae. Gene Ontology annotation, molecular function: ketoreductase activity. The transcript is spliced from 3 exons. Gene Ontology annotation, cellular component: endoplasmic reticulum.
AUGGCUUAUCUCCCGAAAUACUUUCACGAGGUGGAUCGAGAGUUGACGGAGAGCAUGUUGAGUGAACGUCAACGCAGCGGUGUGGGCGACGAAGGGAGUGAUCGAUGGAAUGUUGAAGAGGAAGAGAGGAGCGAUCUUGAACAUGGGAUCUGGUUCCGCCAUGUAUAUCUCUUCGUUUCCCAUUUUGACCUUGUAUGCCUCCACCAAAGCUUAUGCUUGGAUGUUGGAGAUUCACUUCAAAUGUGCUCCUUUUUCAUUGCCACCAAAAUGACCAGGAUGAAGAGACGGUAUCUCUUCAUACCUUCGGCGGAGAUAUUCAGCAGAGCUAGCGUGCGGUGGAUCGGGUACAACCGGGUGUGCAACCCCUAUUGGUCGCACUCGGUUCAGGCGUUCGUGGCUUGCACGCUGGACACAAUCACCGUUUGGGGUCUCGAAUGUUACGCGAAAUGGGUGAGAGAUCGAGAAAGAUCGCAUCGCUAG